AUGAAAUCUACACCCAAUCAACUAUUAGAUUAUCGUUGUCGUCUUGGAAGUCCAACAUCAUUAGGACGUUCAGGUAUUAGUCAAAUGUAUCAUUUACAUGUGCUCGAAGGUGAAGGACAUAAAAUAUUACAAGAAUUAUUUCCCCAACUAAAAGAUAAAUUAUUAAAUGAAUAUGAUCAUCAUGUUGAUUCAUCAUCGAUUGAUUUGUAUGGUGAUUUUAUUAUUAAUUGUACUGGUCGAAAUACAUCAUCAGUCAAAUGGUUAAAAGAAAGUUUUAAUUUAAUUGUACCGACUAUACAAAUACAUUUUGGUUUAGGUUAUGUUACAUUUAUUGGUGAAAGAUUUAAAACUGGAGAUCCAUCGCUGGAUUCAAAGCAUAUAAUUGGUUACGCACUUAACGCUCCCGAUAAAAAUGCAGGAUUUGGUAUAACUCCAAUACGUGAAAUAAAGACAAUGGAUGAAAAUUCGUUAGGAACAUUAUCAACACUUCCGCUUCAAUGCGUUAAUUACGAAUAUCCAUCAAAUGAUUCCUAUGAAAAUUUAUUAGAGUGGAUAAAAGAAAAGUUGGAUCCAGAAUGUUAUUCAAUAUUUAAAUCAACAAAAGUAUGUAGUCCAUUAGUUUCAUAUCGUCGUGCGAUUGAUGAUCGAAAGUGUGUUGAACAAUUAGGUAAAAAGUGGCCUCAAAAUUAUGUACUAUUGGGUGAUGCAAUAUGUACAUUUAACCCUACAUAUGGACAGGGUAUGACACAUGCAUGUAGACAGGCAAGAGAAUUAAGAAAAAUAUUUCAAGAGAAUUGUCAUAAGUUAAAAGAUAUUUCUCACAUUUUCAAUCGUCGUGCUUCAGCAAUUACUGAAGAAUGUUGGCUUCUUUCGACCACAAAUGAUUGGAAAACACUAACAUUAAAAAUUAUAAAGGGUGACCCAGAAGUCCUGACUCGAUUUGUAUAA
This is a messenger RNA of Rotaria sordida, 948 nucleotides long. The record is from the annotation of a GenBank genome assembly. Lineage: Eukaryota; Metazoa; Rotifera; Eurotatoria; Philodinida; Philodinidae.